This is a messenger RNA of Cottoperca gobio, 2237 nucleotides long. RefSeq names its product transmembrane protein 235. Gene Ontology annotation, cellular component: apical plasma membrane. NCBI's taxonomy places the organism in Eukaryota, Metazoa, Chordata, Actinopteri, Perciformes, Bovichtidae. The transcript is spliced from 4 exons. The record is from RefSeq and is a predicted model, not a curated record. Bases 263 to 889 code for a protein of 208 amino acids.
CUGGCACCGAGAAAGACGCAUCUCUCCUCUCCUUUUUAGUUCUGUUUUUCUUCAACGUAAACAAUUAAUGAAAGGUGUUUAGCUCAGUUUCCAUCUACCUUUUAGGACUGUGAUUGCCAUGGAAAACUAACAUUUUACAGGGGAGGACCUAACGGGAGAGCUUUUACGCAUCGCACACCUUGGAGCGUCGAUACAGUGUAGAAUAAUAUAGAAACGGCAAAGACUGUAAGGGUAACUGUGCUCUGCGUGUGGACUGUUUAUAAUGAGGUACGGAAUGGUGGUUCUUGCUGCUGGGUUUUCAGCUUGUCUAAGCUUUAGCCUCCUCGCUGUGGCUAUUGGGACUGAUUAUUGGUACAUUAUCGAUGUGGAUAAACCCAACUGCACAGGUUCAGAUGAGCUGAGUUCACAUUCUGGACUGUGGAGAAUCAAUGAAGGAGCAAACAUGAGCACAGACAUCCCUUCUUUCACAGCUAAUAUGUCCAGUCUGUCAGAAGCGGAAAGGGACCUUCGUGGCUUGCACAAGGUGGUUGUCAUCCUGUUGCCCCUCAGCCUGGUCCUACUGGUGUUCGGCUGGAUCUUCGGACUCGUCAGUUCGUUGGCCUGCAGUCCCAACUUGCUGGCUGGAUCAGCAUUGUACUUUCUCUUCUGCAGUCUUUUUACACUCUCUGGCGUCAGCAUCUACAUCAAACACUCGAACCUGGCCUAUGCGGAGUUCCAGCGGGUCGUGUCCCCAGAGAACCUCGCCCUCGUGGAUGUGUCCUUCGGCUGGUCCUUUGCCACAGCCUGGCUCUCCUACAGCAUGGAGGUGGCCACUGGCCUGCUGCUCAUGCUAGCUGCCCGAAUAACUCAGAUAAAGGGUGACUCGGGUGUAGCAAUUGCUAUGUUAUAGCUUGAUGUUUUUUAAAGCCCGAGUGAAUCUAAAAGCCCACAGGAUGGUAUUUUAUUGCUGUUAUUUAUCUAUUUUGGCACUGAAGUGUAACAGAUUUAAAAAAUAUUAUAAUACCAUCAAGCAGUGUCAAUGGCAGAGGCAACACAAUGUAGAUGCAUAGCUGUAUUCACAUAACUGCAACCAUAUAGAUGCUGAAUAAGUGACGCAGUUUUCUCUGGCUUUUUUGUGAUGCCAGCCUUUCAUCCUCUCAGUAUAAUUCUCUGUCCAUUGUCCCUGUCCACAAUGAUAUUCCACUGACCACUCAAACAGAACAAAGAGGAUAUCCACUUAAAUUGUAAUAACUGUAAAGAUAAGCACUAUUUCUUUUUUUUUUUAAUGUUUUUUUGCAAGGUUUUUCAGAGAUUUCUGCCUUUUAUCUAUAUGUAUGUAUAGCUAAUAACAUUAAAUGGACUGCAUUUAUAUAGCAUUGUAUAUAUUUCUGUCACAUUGAAUAGGUUUUCUGUGAGAUGGGUCUUGAAACAUGUAAUUUACAGAGAGCAGCUUCGUCUACGAACCAAAUGCAAAUUCGCUGUCGUGCAAUAUGAACGCAAGCAAAAUGAGAAUUUAUUUUUUGACGCGUGCUUUAUGAAUCUUUUGAGGAGGACUUCUACAAUCAUCCCAUAUGUAUACUGCAUUUAAAUAUGGUUCAUUGCAUCAGGGUAUUUAAUUCAAGUAAAAUCAUUGAUGAUUCUACAGCAGAUAACCACCAGGCAGCAGCCAAUGGAAGCACCUAGAGUCCAGCAUACAGUCAGGACUGGUAUAGUAUUCAGUAUUUAAUUAUAGAACAGCUGCUGAAUUGUUGAUCCAUGUGUUAGAGAACAUUUGCAUUUCUAAGCUUGUGAAAAGCAGUUCGAUUUUGGCUGGUGUUCAAUGUUGACUUGGCACUUUUAGAGAAAAUGUUAGUUUUGUGCGUUCUGCUUACAAACAUCCUAUUGUAUACCCAUCCUACUGGUAAAUUAAUAAUGGAAACAGGGCUAAAGAUAAGAGCACUCUUGAGGAUCCUGCAAGUUGUUUUCAGCAGUGCAUAAUAUAUGCAUGUGUUGCUGCAUGCUUUGCACUAACCAACAGCUGGAUAGUGUAUUGUUUUGUCUGUGCUGUCUACUUCUAGGAAUGAGACCUCUCCUCUCUGCACACUGGCAGUAAAAAGAACAAAUUCAACAUUUAGCACUUUGCAUUGCUGUAAACUGUAUUGUGUUGUCGUUCUCUUCACUGUGACAAAAAAGCAAUGCAUCAAUCCAGCCGUAGUGUGAAUGCAUACUGUAAGGAGGCAACAGAAAAAGGCGUGUUGAUUAAAUACUUUUAAAUGUCA